Messenger RNA from Zophobas morio, 1745 nucleotides. RefSeq lists its product as uncharacterized. The transcript is spliced from 17 exons. The record is from RefSeq and is a predicted model, not a curated record. NCBI's taxonomy places the organism in Eukaryota, Metazoa, Arthropoda, Insecta, Coleoptera, Tenebrionidae. Gene Ontology annotation, molecular function: O-methyltransferase activity. Bases 1 to 1701 code for a protein of 566 amino acids.
AUGGUUUUAAUUGCAAAAGAGGGUAUCAACGCACAACUAUCAAUUAAAUGCUGCAACCUUGACCUACUUUUAAGCGAUUUAAGGGAUUAUCCUCUGUUAAGAGAUGUCUAUUUUAACGUAGAGGUUUCUGGACUCCCUUACGAUGCGCAUGAACAAGCCUUUAGUAAACUCAAAGUUAAAAUUAGAGACACUAUCGUUGCUGACAGGCCUCGUUUUGGAGAGCGUUCGGCUAUAAAAGUUGAUCCACACUGUCAAAAAAUCAAGCAUCUGGAAGCCUCGGAUUGGGACGAAGCCCUCCGAGGCGAGAAGGUCACGCUUAUUGACGUUCGUAAUCACUACGAAUACGAGUUGGGCCACUUCUUUGGGGCACGAAGGCUGAAAACUAACGUGUUUCGCGAGUCGUAUGACGCUCUUGACGAUGCGUUGUGCGACGUAAAUAAAAAAGAUCCGCUUUUGAUUUACUGCACAGGCGGCAUCCGUUGCGUUAAAGUCGGAAGUUAUUUGUAUAAAAAAGGAUUUCAAAAUGUUUCUACUUUGAAAGGAGGCAUUAACGCGUACAUUUCACAGCGAUUUCAAGAUGUUCGAUUCCGAGCCAAACCUUCAGACUGUGUUGGUAAUUCUGCCGAGAUACCGCUUCUUUCUUCAGAAAAAUCCACUUUUAGAGGAAAGAAUUUUGUCUUUGACAAUCGCAAAGCUGUGGCGGUAACGAAGGACGUGGUUGGCGCCUGUUCCCACUGCGCGUCACCCGCCAGCAUCCACAGAAAUUGCGCUAAAAAGGAAUGCUUUCUUCUUUUCUUACAGUGCAAAGCGUGCUUCGAGCUGUCUAACGGCUUCUGCUCUCCGGAAUGCGCUGGUCUUCAGCCUUCCAUCUCCGCCUCACCGCCAUCUCGUGAACCAGAGAAGCCAUAUUACGACCAGUCUGUUUAUCUCAAGCACAAAUCUUUUUUUUCGCGGCUCCAGAGGGUCAAGCCUUUCAACUGCGAAACGCUUCGCCGGUUUUCAACGGAGACUCGCACUUUUACUUCUGCUGAGGAUUACUGCAAUCACUUUUCUUCUUCUUUAGAAAAUGGAAAUCUUCUUAACUUGAUGUCCGUCAACACGCCGUCUCCCGUUCUCUGCGGGCCUCUUCAGGGGAAGUUAUUAAAAUUUCUUGCUGCGAUGGUGAAAGCCGAAAAGGCCCUUGAAUUAGGAACUUUUAUUGGUUAUUCUUCUAUAUGCAUAGCGGAGGGUCUGCAAGAGAACGGGCUUCUCACGACUUGCGAUCACAACGAAGAGGCGAUCGCGCGUGCUAAAGAAUUUGUCUCCCGCAGUUCAGUGAGGGACAGGAUUCAGUUCCGAUGCCAAAAAGUAGAAAACUUGAUUACUGAACUUCUAAAGAUGGGAGCCCGCUUUGAUUUUAUUUAUUUAGACUCGGCUAAAAAGCAAUACCUCAAUGUCUACAAGCAAGUUAUGAGCGGAGGUUUACUUUCUAAGACGGGCUUGCUUGUGAUUGAUAAUACGCUUUUUCGCGGAUCUGUCUUAAAUUUAAACAAUAAUUCUGAAUUGAAAAACUCUGAGCCUAAAACAGAAAGCAAGAUAAAUAGAACUAGCCGACUGGGAAGUGAAAUACAUCUUUUUAACACUUACGUACUCGAGGAUUGCUCAGUUGAAACUUUUAUUCUUCCCAUUCGAGAUGGCCUGACUCUUAUUCGAUAUAAAUAGUCUAUUUAUAAUAUGUUUGUUAUCACAUACUAAAGUAAAUCCAU